Chironomus riparius is the source of this 2089-nucleotide messenger RNA. Lineage: Eukaryota; Metazoa; Arthropoda; Insecta; Diptera; Chironomidae. The record is from the annotation of a GenBank genome assembly.
UAAUAAUUGAGUAAUUAAAAAUAAAAGAAUCAAAAAUAUAUCAAGAGUGAAAUUGUGAGUAAAAAUUAAAACUGCAACUGUAUGUGUUCUUAUCCAUACAUAACAUGGCGCUCGAAAUCAAAAGUAAUUUAAUUGAUAAACAAGACGCGUUAGAGUCCAAUAAUGAUCAUCAACCGAAUGGAUAUAAUGUUUGUAACAGCAAUUUAGCACUUAACAGUGUUCUACGGGACAAUAUGAGCUUAAGUUCAUCAAAUCAAAAUUUAUUGAACCUGAAAAAUUCCUCUACAACAAAUACAAAUUUGUUAGCUUCAACACAAAAGUCACUACCACAAUCGCAGUUAUCGUCGUUGAUGAAAAAUAGCAGCGGCAAUAAAUUUAAUUUGAAUAGUAGUGGCGCUUCAAUGUCUAUCAUUACUUCAUCGACAAAACCAACAUCAACGAUCACAAAAUCUCUGAAAACUACUACAGGAACAAAAAUGGGAUCAAGACGUAUUUUUACACCACAAUUCAAACUACAGGUAUUAGAAUCAUAUCGCAACGAUAAUGAUUGUAAAGGCAAUCAAAGAGCAACUGCUCGAAAGUAUGGUAUUCACAGAAGACAAAUUCAAAAAUGGCUUCAAUGUGAGAAUAAUUUGCGGUCAAUUAUUGCAAAUAAUCCUGAAAAUGUUCGAAGUAAUCAAAUGAAAUUAUUUCCGAAAGGAACAGCUCCCAUUUUAUCAUCAUCGACGAAUUCUAGACAACGCGGAGUCGUCAAUACAGACAAAAAUGGUGCAACAUAUAGUUGUUUCUCUCUUGCUAAUGUGAAAAAUUUUAAAGCAAGUAACGAUGAAUCUUUGUCGACAAAAAAUUUGUCAUCAGUAUCAUCGUCGUUCGGUGAAUUUACAUCAAGAAGUACCAGCAAUAAUACAACGACGGCAUUAGAAGCAAGUAAACAUGUGGUCUUAAACAAUAAUUUUUGUUACGAUAAUGAUUCGCUUGUAACAAAUAAUUAUAAAAAUAGUAUUGUUGAUGACUAUCCAAUAGACCUUUCAUGUAAUCAUACAAAAGUUAAAAUUGAAAACGUUGCUCGUCCCAUCCCUAUACACCCUUCAUCAUCUCACUAUAAAAUUCCGUUCUACAUCUAUGAUACAGAUUUUUCAUCUAAUAAAAAUUCAUUGCAUUAUCAGUACCAAACUUUUUCAUCUCCACAAAUAACGGACAUAUCGAACUCUUUAUUAAAAACAGAUUUAGUUGAUCCAAUUGAUCUUAGCACCACAAAUAUAUCGCAAAAACGUAAACAUGUCACAGAUGAUAAUAAAAAAGAUAAGCCACUCAAACUAUUUCGUCCAUAUCUUGAAAGUAAUUUUGAAAAGGAUAUAGACAAAAGUAAGAAAUUAAAACAAGAUGAUUCUGAAAAAUUUCCCAUGAUUUGGAGUAAUAAUUAUAAUUUUUAUCCCCAACACAAUAUAUCGGGAUCAGAUUAUCAGCCCUUUCUAAUGACAUGUUCGCAACCAAUCUUUCGUGCAGAUUCUCAAAAUGUCUCAAAAUUUCCUCCUGCAACAUCAUCGCUAUCAUCACCUAAUGAUAGUGGAAUAAUGAUAAACUCUAACUAUCAUAUAUUACUAUCUCAAGCGUCACCUGUAUCGGGAUAUGAUAGUUCAACAUCGUCAAUGUAUAGCUUUAAUGACAAUGAAGUAGAUUUGAUCCAAGGAAAUAGUCCGCUGUAUACAUCAAGCCACUAUGAAACUUCGUCGCCAUCAUUUUCAAUUUCCACUAUGUCUCCAAUAGCUACUGAAACAAAAGUGCCAUUAUCGCCAUCAUUACUUCAUGAUUUGAAGUUUAAAUUGCAUACUCUCGAUUGUUACUACAAUGAUGCUGAUUGUGAACGUAAUGAAAAGUUGGUUGCCAAAAAAUUGAACAUCAAUUGUAAAAUUGUUGAAAAAUGGCUACGUCAGGAAGGUGAUUUACGCAAACAGUAUCAUUUGCAAAUAAUAGUGUAAGAAUAAACAUAUAACAUAAUGUGUGCAGUAAUGAUAGAGAUAUAUGUAAGUUAUUCUUAAAAGUAAUCGAUGUAAUACUAGAAAUCAAAAUUGUGAUAAGAAGUUUUUAA